AUGAUUCGUCAACCUGCUAGUGUAAUUAUUGCCGGCCCGUCUGGGUCUGGCAAGAGUGAAUUGGUCGAAAACCUCUUGAAAGAGAAAAAACUGUUUUAUCCCCCUCCCCAAAAGAUGGUUUACUGCUACGAUCGAUGGCAACCACGUUUUGAUUGCAUGAAAAAACACUCCAACGUUCACUUUUACAAAGGUCUUCCUCCUGAGGGAGCGUUAGUCAAAUGGUUUAAACCUAAACAUCAUGGGAUUCUCAUUCUCGAUGAUCUGAUGGAGGAAUCGGGCAAUGAUAAACGCGUGUUGGAUUUAUUUACCAAAGAUUCUCAUCAUCGUGGUAUUACCGCCUUGUAUCUAACCCAAGAUCUCUUUCCUCCCGGCAAAUUUGCCAAAACCAUCAACCGCAACGCGCAUUAUGCUAUUUGCUUCAAAAGUCCUCGUGACAAGACGGGCAUCCGUAACUUGUUGCUGCAAGUGUAUCCAGACAAAUGGCGACGAGUGCUUCAAUUAUUUUUGAGGUUGACGGCUCGCCCCUUUGGUUAUUUUAUGUUGGAUUUACAUCCAGCCUCCGACGAUCGUUUUCGCGUAUGGAGUCAUUUAACCCAACGUGAGGGGAAACCUCAGGUUCAUACGUUUGACGAAGAUAUAAAAGGAGAUUCAUUCACGAGAGAUUCAUUAACCAUGGCCAAAGGACGACAACGACGGAGAGGGUUGGCAAAAAAGCGCAAACCUGGAGUGGGAAGACAACGUGGAGGGAUAGCUCCCUUCUUAGCAGCAGCUAUUCCUGCCUUAGUAGCUGGAGGGAAAGCGGCAGCCAUGGGUGGACUCGGCGCUGCGGCCAAUUAUGGGACCAUGAAAGCUUUACAUGCCUUAUCCAAACAGAAGUAUAAAAGGAAACGCAGACCCCAAAGGAGGACUAAAGCACGAUGA
Molecule: messenger RNA, 921 nt
Organism: Porites evermanni
Lineage: Eukaryota; Metazoa; Cnidaria; Anthozoa; Scleractinia; Poritidae
Source: the annotation of a GenBank genome assembly